This is a messenger RNA of Neocloeon triangulifer, 2607 nucleotides long. RefSeq lists its product as uncharacterized. The coding region runs from base 1 to 1578 and encodes 525 amino acids. The record is from RefSeq and is a predicted model, not a curated record. The transcript has 8 exons. NCBI's taxonomy places the organism in Eukaryota, Metazoa, Arthropoda, Insecta, Ephemeroptera, Baetidae.
AUGCUGGUGCAGGAAAAAGUUGUGCUCUCUGUGUGGGUGCUGAUGAUGGUCUCAAUUACAAUCAUCACCGAUGUGUUUAAAAUACCAUUGGUUCCACUGAGUGCAAUUCUGUACACGAAAAGUGACAUUCGAAGCAAUAAAAUUUACAAGGAAAUUAGAGAGGAUGAAAUGUCACGAAAAUUGAGUCUUAAACCGAAGAUGACUUCAGUGAACGCAUGUGCGCAUAAUGAGACUGAAAAUCAGAACCGCACAAAUCACAAUUUCCUGAUUUUGCGCAAAAAGUUCACAACUAAUGAAGACCUCCAGAUCUUUUUGUCUGCAUCUUGCUCGUAUCUAACCUUUGGGGCGCCAGAUUCAGACUGGGUGCCAAAAUUUGCAACACUAUACUACCCAAAAGAGGGCGAGCAAUUUUUCUCACUAGUUGUGAGAGCAAAUCUGAUUGUGAAUGAAACUAUUGGUGAAUCCAAAAUGACGUGCGGAGAUUGUCAGGAAGAUUUUUGCUACACAGACUCUGCCUUUGAUUUCUUUUCACGUCCUAACAGAGGGUCAUCAAUUCAGUACAGCGAUUCUCUGCCGUUGGAUGACGGGUUUUUCUUUUACUUGCCUGAACUAUUUGAAAAUUGUGAAACUUUUCCCUCUUUCUGCCGAAAGCUAUUUACGUUUGGAGAAAUUGCUUACUACACAAAAGCUCAGGAAAUUAUUAUCGGCAAAGUGGCCGACAGGUUGAACCAGAUAAAACUUUCCUCCAAUUUAUUUUUUGUGUCUUACAUCGGCUCAUCCCUAUUCUCACUUUUGCUUUUGGCCACUUUGUACAAGUCCCCGCUGAAAUUACCGGGCAACCACUGUCUUGUUUUCCACGCAUUAACCAACCUGAUCACCAACUUGUCAUACACUAUAUCGGCGUCUUUACCGCAACAGAAGGAGCAACAAUAUCUGCUAUCACAAAUUACAUUUGGGAAUCUGCCUUUUUUCACAUCCAUUGCAUCUGUUAUUUGGAUAACGCUCUAUAGCUAUGAUUGCUAUAUCGCUUUUAAUGCUAAAGGAAGAAUCACUGAUGAGAUGAAAGUGAGAAUGAUUAAAACGUAUCACAUUAUUGUUUGGACGGCAAUGAUCUUUAUCUGUGGGACCUUCUAUAUUUGUGUAUACAGUGGUCUGAUUACUUAUUACAAUCAAUCCCGCAAGAUUGGAAAACUGCUAAAUUUCAAUGGUCCACGCUGCGCUUUCUACUCAUUAAUAUUCAUCUUGAAUUUCAAAGCGGCGAGCAAAAUUCGUUCCACAAUCGAAUCAACCAGAAUGGCAGCCGCAGCACUUAAUCGAAAAAUGAGCUUGCAAUUGGCGUUCCUGAGACUUGCAAUCACACUGGACCUGUUAAAUGAUGUCUACCAAGUAAGCUUCACCCUUCUCGACGUUUCCAACCCCUUUUUUCUCCAAUUCUCUGUGUACAUUUACAUGUUGGGCGAGCCUAUUUUGUAUUCUGUUUUCUUCUUCGCCCCGAAAAUGCUGAAAUAUUUUCAAAACUCGCAAGCAGCACCGAAAACUUGUGAAAAUCCAGCAGUCGAAAUGGUCACAAAAAUCUAAAAGAGAACAUUCAAAUAACGCUGUGUUCCAAACAGGAUAAAUAGCAUCAUUUUUUGCUAGUUCAAUGGAAGAAUGUAUUUUUUUUUUUAAUAAUAUCCAUACAGCAAAUUUAAAAAUAAAAUUUAGAAGCAGUUAAUAUUAUUAUAUCCAUUUCCUGAUUAUUUUCUUAUUAAAUAAAUUUAUUUCAUUUUGAAAAAAAAAAUCAUUUUAAUUCGUCUAUUCAAGUGUAGUUGCUGCAAAGUGGCUAAAAAAUCUUUCAAACAGGAGAAGGAACAAAUUUGUGAAGUAAAAUACAAAUGGUUUUUAAAUUUUGUAAACUUUUAUUGCUUAUUAGCAGUUGCAUCAUUUCCAUAUUUUUCCUCUCUUUACAAUGUCUUAUUAACAUGUCUUUCACGCGGUCGAUUUACUCACCCACUCUCGGCACAAGCACGUUCAUUCCAAUAAAUACAUUUAACUAGGGAUGAACCGCAUUUCGUUUGCAAAAAAAUAAAGUCGGACACGUUCGUCUUGUGCUCGCGGAAAGCAAACGAGCAUUUUUCCUCCGAAACAAAAUUCGUCGCGCGAUUAUUUAGCCACAGCAGUCCCUAACCAAUAAAAUAUCUUUGGCUUUGAAAAAAUAAUCGUUAUAAUUAUUUUAUUUAUUUAUAGACAAUCGAUUUGUACAUUUUCGUCUCGCAAACUCUUUGCAUAGCCAUCCUUACUUUUGUCAGCCAUCCUUUCUACAAGAGUGAGUAGCAGGUCCGUUUUAAUUCAUAUAAACUCUACACGAUUGCUAUUGAUUUUUAACUGCUGGUGAGGUCACAAAAAUUCUUCGCUUCCCACAUCAUGACGAGCAAGUACAAUUCCAAAAAUUUUCAUACCAGUUGUAAAAAUUGGCCCAUUUUGCAUAGAAUUUAUACAAAAGUGUCCGUUUUUUCUUUCGUUAACUUUUAGUGUUUGAUUGUACUUGGUUUUUUUUUAGAUAAAACGGUUUCAGUAAAUAUAAUCCCUGACUAUUGACUUUUCUUUUACUCCAGUGGGUUUAUUGCA